Fusarium verticillioides 7600 is the source of this 1446-nucleotide messenger RNA. Its product is annotated as 23S rRNA (-N6)-methyltransferase. The record is from RefSeq and is a predicted model, not a curated record. Gene Ontology annotation, molecular function: 23S rRNA (adenine(1618)-N(6))-methyltransferase activity. Gene Ontology annotation, biological process: rRNA base methylation. The transcript has 3 exons. Bases 1 to 1446 code for a protein of 481 amino acids. Gene Ontology annotation, cellular component: nucleus. NCBI's taxonomy places the organism in Eukaryota, Fungi, Ascomycota, Sordariomycetes, Hypocreales, Nectriaceae.
AUGGGCGGCAAACGCAAAGCCUCACAAGACCUUCGGGGCCAGUCGCUCCCUGUCGACCAAACGUUGACCUUUGAAGGCCCCCCAGAAGAUGCAAAAUCUCGAGACAGUCACUAUGCCGAGCUAUAUUCCAAAGCGCCAGACUUUCAGCAGCUCGCUCUUCAAGAUGCAGAUUUCGCACGAUUGUGGAACAAACACAAAACUGAUUUCUUCAAUGAUCCGGAAUGUGUUAUGCAAUUGACGAAGUCACUUCUCAAGCUGGACUUUGGACUGAAGCUUGAACUUCCUGAUGAUCGACUAUGCCCUCCUGUCCUCAACCGGCACAACUAUCUAUUGUGGCUAAAGGAACUUCUCGACAGCACUUCUUAUGACAAACAGGAUAGGAAAAUCGUUGGGUUAGACAUUGGUACUGGUGCAAGUUGCAUAUAUCCUUUGAUGGGCUGCACUGAACGUGAUUGGGACUUUAUCGCUACUGGUAAUCCUUUCACCACCUCGUUGACCAGAGCGCAGCUAAUCAAAGCAGACAUCGACCCAAAAAGCCUCGAGUAUGCUUACAAGAACGUGACACUGAACGAACUCGGGAACAGGAUCAAAGUCAUGGGGCGAAAGCCAACCGACGCUCUCAUCCCGCUCAAUGAUCUAAACAUCAACAACAUUUCUUUCACCAUGUCAAAUCCGCCUUUCUACAAAUCCGAAGAAGAGUUACUAGAGAGUGCGAGAAAAAAGUCUCGCCCCCCUUUUACGGCAUGCACAGGAGCCAAGGUUGAGAUGGUGACCGACGGCGGCGAAAUCGCCUUUGUUGACCGCAUGCUCAAAGAGUCGCUCGUCCUUCAAGAACGUGUACAGUGGUAUACAUCCAUGUUCGGGUUUCUCACAAGUUUGAUCGAGUUUGUAGACAAAUUGAGAGAACACAAAAUUGACAAUUAUGCUGUCACAGAGUUUGUUCAGGGCAGCAAAACAAGAAGAUGGGCUGUUGCAUGGAGUUUCGGAAACAUGAGGCCAGCCCAGUCAGCUGCACGCGGCAUCAAGACAGCAGUUUCCAAAAACGUGCUUCCAGAGAUCACAGAAGAGAAAGUCGUCGAUAUACCUCUCCAAGAGAAAAUCGGCGACUUUGCGGAUAGUUUUCGAUCUGGACUUGAGAAGCUGGACUUGAUCACCUGGGAAUGGGACACCGAGCGCCUGGAAGGGAUUGGACGAGCAGCAGGUCGCGUCUGGGCGCGAGCUUGGCGCCGAAGAAAACAAAGAGGGGAGAUUGAAGACCAAGAGGUGGUAGACGUAAAGUGCGAGUUUGCUUUCAAGGUUUACGUACGUGUUGGUAAGGAUGCCGUGGAAGUCCACUGUCGAUGGCUUGAAGGUCACGAUCCUGUCACUUUCGAGAGUUUCAGGGGAUAUCUGAAGAAGACGGCGCGAAAUAUCGUCAAGAUUCAGAGCACCGAGGACAAAGCAUAG